GGCCUCCAGGUUCUUGCGGAUCCUCGCAAAGCGGUUUCUCUUGUCCCCGAAAGUUAGGAGGUUUCAUAUUCAUUGCCAAGUUAGUAGAAAAAGCUAGAUCGCUUGGCGAUAGGAAGCUCAUGUCGUGAAGAAGACCCAAAUUGUAAAGCUCGGUUGACCGAGAGGACGAUAAUUUUUUUACAGCAACGAAGUAGAACACCUCCGAAGGUUACGCUUUAUUGUACCACACUUUAUUUUUUCGUUUUUUAAUUUUAGCCCACUUGGAAAUAAGGCAGCAAGAACUACACUGUCAAGAACUACAAAAUGUGGCUCCGUUCGGUGGAGAUUGCGGGUUUCAAGACGUACAAGCAGAGCGGAAAGAAGGAGUUUCACCCGGGGCGGAAUCUCAUCGUUGGCUACAACGGCGUAUGAACUGCAAAAAUAUCGUACUCGUAUAAAUGCAUUACAAAUUUCCUCAGCGUGAGAAAUAAAAUUUGUAAUGCUGACGCACCUAAAGAAAAAGAUUUGCAAUGCAUGGCUGCACUAUGAGUGCGAUACUUUUGCACAGGAUACGGCGCCGGAAAAUCGAACGUGCUGGAUGCCAUUUUAUGGCAAUGGGAUUCUCAAACGUUACAUUCUCAGCUGUUUGUUACAUGAUUUGUCAUGCAAAAUUACUAUGAGCCACCAGACGAUCAAGCUACCUCGCAUGACAAAUCCCCGAAGGCGGCCUAAACAGCACCUAAAUCUGUGCCGAAUUUGUGAUGCGAGAGUUGCAAGCUGCUUGCCCCUUUCACUGUUGCGGCUCUUGCGUCACAAACUCAUGUAGCAGUUGAGCAUGUAUUAACGUUUGAGAACGCCAUACAUUUUGUUUGUGCUGUCGGACAACGUUUUGACUGUCCAGGUCGGGGGAAAUAACGGCCCCUCGGGGAACAAGAAGAAUGCUGCGGGAGCAGCUGCACGUUCUGCGAACAAAAAUAACAACUUAUCUGUUCUGCACGAGGGCGAGUUUCAGAAUGUCAACACCAGUGUAUCUGCCGGCGGGGCGGGUGGAAAUAAAGCAGUUGUGGCCGCUGCACAGCAAGGCGGCAUCGAUGACAGGCAGUACUACGUCGAGUUAGUGUUCGAGGUGCCGAAAAAUAUGGAGUCCUACACGGCCAUUGUGGAGCAGUAUUUCGUUGCGAACAAAAACAACAACAGCAAUCCGCAAAACUUGAUAUUAAACCAGGAAAACAAUUCUACAAAGAACAAGCAGCUGAAACUGAAAAGGUUUAUCAUCAGCAAAAACUACACGCUAAACGACAAAGCGAUUGAUAAGCAAACCGUGUCGGACUUGUUGGAGCAGUGCGGCAUCGGCGCGCUGAACUCUUUUCCCUACUGGUGCAUCAAACAGGGCAAAAUCGCGGAGCUGGGGGCAAUAUGAAUUGCAAAAGUAUCGUGCUAGUAGUAUAAACUGCAUGACAAAUUUGCUCAGCAUUAGGAAUGGAAUUUGUAAUGCGGAUUUGCCUUAAGAAAAAGCUCUGUAAUGCAUAGCUGCAAUUUUUACUACGAGCGCGAUACUUUUGCACAGGACAGGCGAUGAACAGCAAGCAGAGGCUGAAGUACAUGGAGGACUUUUUGGGGAUCAGCAAAUUCGACGAAAGGCGGGAGUUUAUCAAAUGCAAAUAUGUCUGAGUCUGGAAGAAUGCAAGUUUGUCAUGCUUGUCUGGCAUGGCUCGAGAAUCUGUGUUGCAUAGGCACGAAAAAACCCUCUUACCUGUCCUGCAAAAACGCAGUUUGCCAUGCGGAAUAUGCAUAGCGGCGUAUUCCAGUGCGUCUAUCAUUCACUUUUAGCAUUACAAGUUUCCAGACCCAGACAUUUUUGUACUCGAUAGAGCUGGCGAUCCAGCAAUUGAAAGAGAUCGAGGAGAAGCAGUUGGUUUACGGAAAAGAGUAUCAAAUGCAAAUUAUGUAGUCUGGGUCUGGAAGAUGUCAUGCUGUUUUUGCAUGACACAGAAGGUCUGGUGGCAUGGAAGGCCUAGCAUCACAGGUUUCGAGAAAGUUUCGCCAUGCCUAAUCGGCAUGACAAUUGCCCCCCUUUGGUGCUAGGAAGUGGGCAUCUUUUGCUGCCUAUGCAUGAAAGGUUUUUGUGUGUUGUGAAAUGCGCAUCACAACUUCACAUCCUUCCAGACCCAGACCUUUUUGCAUUUGAUAAAGAGCUGGUCGAAUCCCUGGAUAAGAAGAUUAACGAGCUGAUGAUUGACAAAGAGGAGCUGGAAAAAUUUGAACAACUCACAGUGAAGAAGAAACAGCUUGAAGCGAAAAUCGCGGACUAUGAGCUGAAGGACGCGACCAGCAAGAUGGGGCUGUUUACGUCGGAGAAGAAUGUGUUGGAGCUGCGGCUGACGUAUCAAUUGCAAAAACGUCUGGGUCUGGAAGAGUACAAACUUGUGAUGCGCAUUUCAGAACACAGAAAAAUCUCUCAUGCUUAGGCAGCAAAAGCUGCCCACUUUCUGUCACCAAAAUGGGGGAUUUGUGAUGCGGAUUCGGCAUUUCGGAAGCUUCUGGAGACCUGUGAUGCUAGAGCUUCCAUGCCAGACCUUGUGUGUCAUGCAAAAACAGCAUGACCCUUCCAGACCCAGACACUUUUGGAGUUGAUAUGACGAAACUAACCGGUAGGAAGCAGGACUUGAAAACCGACGUGAAAAAGACGAAAGAGGAGCUCUUCAAAUUUGAAGACCAGGUGGAAUACUAUCAAUUGCAAAAGUAAAAGUUGUAUCCUGCUAGUAGUAAUUGCAAUAGUACUUACAAAGUGGCUCAGCAAGAAGAGACACGGAAUGCUGUGUGGUCAUGCUGAUUUAUCUUGGGAACUAUCCUAUGCAUGAUUCAUCGGAUAAAGAUUACUACAAGCAUAGGAUGAUUUUGCACACGGGAUAAAUACUUGAAAGCGGAUAAAAUCGCUGCAGAACAGGAGUUAUGAAUUGCAAAAUUAUCGUACUCGUAUAAAUGCAUGACAAAUUCCCUCAGCAUGAGAAAUCAAAUUUGUAAUGCGAAUGCACCCUUAGAAAAAAAUUUGUAAUGCAUGAUUGCAAUUAUACGAGUACGAUACUUUUGCACAGGAUAGGAGUAUGCGGACUACUUUGCGAAGAAGAACAAGGAGAUGAAGAAUAAUGUUGACGGCGCAGGGAUUAUGCAAUGCAAAAGCAUCGUGCUAAGUAUAAAUUGCAUUACAAAUUAAGUAGCCCAGCAUUACACAUUGAAUUUGUAGAACGAGAUUUGUAAUGCAUAAAUGCAAUUACUAAUGCGAUACUUUUGCAAAGGAUAGGGAUGAAUCGGGGGUCCAUGAGCAGCAGCGAUGAUUUUUCCCAGCAGCUGCAACGAGGCCCUGCUCUCGGCAACGAUCAUGUUGACCAAGGUGAACAAGGGACUGACUUCACAAACCUCCUGAACAUCGCGGAACUCACCUCCCAGAUCAAGCAGGAAGAGGAACAGUUACAGCACCACCUGCCGGCGACGUUGGAGCAAAAACAGAAGGAGCUGGACUUUUUGUCGAAGCAGAAAAUUCCGAAGUUGCAGAUGGAGAAGACGAAGCUCUUCACGGAGAAAACGUCUUUACUAUCCACGCCAGCGCAGGUGUGCGAGAAGAUGAAAGUGAAGAUUCCCAGGUUGGAGCGGGAACUGAUAUGCAAUGCACCAAACUGAUGUCGCGCAACUACUCGUAUGUAUUGCAAACAUUUUUAUAGUACACAGGCAUGCAUGUUGACAAAUCUCGCCUCCUAGUACUAGGUAUUAAAGCACAUGUACAACAAAAACAAUAACAAUGUCCAUCCUUGCUUUCAGGGAUGCAAUGUGUAAAUGCAAUUUCUUCUACUGGUAGUGCGUUACAACUUUUUUUGCAGUGCAUAACUGAAGGAGACGGUGGGAAAAGAAUUGGAAAAGCUGGAGAAGUAUCAAAUGUAAAAAUGCCUGGGUCUGGAAGGUUCUGAGACUUGUGAUGCAUGUUUUGCAUGACCCAGGACGUCUAUAAUGCACGCCCUAGCAUCACAGAUUUUUGGAGGGCUUCCUGAUGCCUACUCCGCAUGACAAACGCCCUCCCCGCGUAGCACAAACUAAACUCCUCUUGCUGGUCAUGCAAUACAGAGUUUCUUAGAGUCCGAGGCUAGCAUCACAAGUUCCACAUUUCCAGACCCAGACACUUUUGCAUUUGAUAAGAAGAAACUGAAUGAGGAGGAGUUUGGGGAGAAAAAACAGCAAGAUUUGGAAGCUAUGCAUUGCAAAACUGUCGUACUAGUAAAAAUUGCAUCACAAAUUUUCUCAAGAAGAAAAAUGCAAUUUGUCAUGCGUGUUCGAAUAGAAAGUUGGAUUUGUCAUGCAUGGCUGGCGCAAUUAGUACGAUACUUUUGCAGAGGAUAAAAGAGAAAAGACGGCAAUUGGGCCAGGACUGGGAGAAAGCGAAGCAAGUAUAGGAAUAGGUUAUAUCUUUCACAUGAUAAAAUGACGAAAAAGCUGCUUUCGAUAGUGUAGUUGUCCUCUUCACGCAUGCAAUAGCACAUGAUUUAUUUUUGCAGCUUUUAUUGCUUCGUCCAAUCAUUCCAAAACAAGAUGAUCACACACACACAACGCUAUCGUUCAAGAAAAUAAAACCUCUCUUCCCCCAGGCUUGCUGGGCGCUGGACCAAGAUGCGGAGCAAUUUAGCGAGGAAAAACGGCAGUACCAGCAGCACUUGACUCGCUUCAAGCAGAGGAAGCAGCAAAACGAGCAAUUCCUCACCGAGAAGAAGCAAAAACUGACCGGAACCUUCCCCCGCGGCAUCCGGACGGCGUUGCUGCAUCUGGAGCAAAACAGUGUCGAGGGGUUGGAUAAGCGAGGAAUCAAAGGAACUUUAUUGGAAUGCCUCGCCGUAGAUCCGGUGUAUCAAGUUGCAAUCGAGUCCGUAGGCGGUGCGAGCUUACUCAACCUUCUCGUCGACACUGACAAGGCGGCCAGCUUGAUUCUGAAGGAAGUCCGCGAGAAGAAGUUGGGGAGUAUCGAGUGUUACCAAAUGCAAAAAUGUCUGGGUCUGGAAAAAUGCAACUUGUGAUGCUGCGUUGGGAUGUCUAAGAAAUUUGUGUUGCGUGAGCAGCAGAAGGAUUCUAAUUUUUGCUACGCGGAGAGCAUUUGUCAUGCGGAAUAGGCAUCAAGAAUCCCUCAGAAGACCUGUGAUGCUAGGGCAUGCAUCACGGACAUCAUGGCUCAUGCAAACCGUGCAUGACAACAAGUCUCAGAAUCGUCCAGACCCAGACAUUUUUGCAGUUGAUAAGUGUGUUCCGCUGGACCGUCUGACGGGCGGAAAUGCGAAUGGAGCUCCUGCGCAUAUGGAUUGCAAAAGUGUCUGGGUCUGGAAGAUUCUUACAUUUGUCAUGCAUGUCUGACAUGACUCGAGAAUCUGUGAUGCAUUGGCACGAAAAGGCUCUCCUGUCUGUCAUGUAAAAACGUUAUUUCUCAAGCGGAAUACGCAACACAUAGCAGCUUGAAGAUUUGCCAGCAUGCCUGGCUGCGUAUUGCAGUCCGGCUAUCAUCCACUUUUAGCAUUACAAGUUUCCAGACCCAGACACUUUUGCAGUUGAUAGCGCAACAGGCGGAGCCGAUGAACUACCUUUCCGCCAGCGAGCAUGUCGUGAAGAGGAUUGAAGAGGAGUAUCAAGCAGAACAUUUCAAAAACAACAUGCAGACGGAAAACGACAACGACAGCGACGACGAUUUAGACCGUGGCUCUACUUUUAGCGAAGAACGACCCGAUAGCUCCUCCAACGGCCCGAAGACGAAGCCAAACAACGUGAACAUAUUGAGGGGAAAAAUCGCCCCCUCCCAUAUUGAGUCGGAAAUUUCUGUUGCUGGAUUUGUGUACACAAAUCAGAUUUGUCUUGCUGGAGAGGACUGCAGGCCCAUACUAAGCCCGAGUAGAGAGGCGCUGGCCUAGGUGCUUAGCAUGAGAAAUGCCUAUGCUGUAGGCCCAAUAGCAUCACAAACCGCCUACAUAACGCUGCGGGGCCUGUGGGGUUGCCUUCUUGCAAGACAGAGACGAUUCGUGGCCACAAAUCAGCAUGGCAGAUUUUGUUUCCGAGGUGUGCCUUUUCGAUAUGGGGAUGGGGGAUUUUUUCUUACGAUAGAACAAGCCGAAAAUUCUGUCCCUGGUCAACUGCAUCAAGUGCGACGAGUGGGUGAAACCCGCCGUCUAUCACAUGAAAAAAGUGUUACACUUACACAUUUGUUGUAACUUCAGCAACACAAAUUUUCUGUGUGUGGCAGAGAAAACUUGUAAUGCAGAAUUCCCAAGGGAAAACACGCACAAAAUGAAGUCCGCAAGCCUCUCUUGCUGGACAAAGGUUGUCUGUCUUGCGGCUCCUGCAACGCAAUGUGUAACUGUAGCACUUUUUUCUCGCGAUACGGUCCGGCAGAUCUACGGCCGGUGGCUGCUCUGCGAGACCUUGGAUCUCUGUGAAUUUUACAGCAAGAGGUAUGGCUUGAGCUGCAUCAUAUGCAUUGCAAAAGUAUCGUAGCUAGUAUGAAUCGCAUCACAAAUUUUUUCAAGAACAAAAGUGCAACUUGUCAUGCUAGUUCAGGAAAAAAGUUGGAUUUGUCAUGCAUGACUGCAAUGACUACGAGUUGUGCGCUACUUUUGCUGAUGAUACGUCACGCUCGACGGUGAUAAAGUGCUCUCCUCCGGCUUUUUCUCCGGUGGCUUCGUGGAUCCGAACAGCUUUGUGCGGCUCAAGCUGCAUAUCAAAUGCAAAUAUGUCUGGGUCUGGAAGAUCGCAACUUGUCAUGCUGUUUUUGGAUUCUAGGAAAAUUUGUAUUGCAUGAGCAGCAAGAGGGGUCCAAUUUGUGCUACGCGGACAGGGCAUUUCUCAUGCGGAAGGCGCAUCAGGAAGCCCGCUAAAAGUCUGUGAUGCUAGGUCAUGCAUUACAGGCAUCAUGGGUCAUGAGAAAUAUGCAUGACAAAUCUCGGAAUCUUCCAGACCCAGACAUUUUUGCAUUUGAUACUGCAGAAGCGCGUGAACGAGCUAAAAGCAGAGGAGAAAGAAUUGCACAAGGAAAAUCGGGACGUGCUCGAAAAGAAGCACGAUUCCUUGGCUUUGAAACAGCAGACGUUGCAGGAGAAGCGAGAUCGGGCUUGGAAUUAUAGGGAGAAAGUCCGGGUGGAGUGGUGCGAGGUGGACACGGGUCUGGCGAAAUUGACCGCGGAGAUUUCGGAGAGUAAGCGGAGGGUGGAAGAACUGAAAUUGCGGAAGGAAGUGCUGUACUCAUUGCAAAAGUGAAAGUCUCGUCCAACUAGUAUAAAUUGCAUUACAAAUUGGCUUAGCAUGGCAAAUUGAAUUUGUAAUGCGGGCCUGCCAUUGAAAAAAGAUUUGUAAUGCGCGAUCGCCAUUAGUAGUACGAGUGCGAUGCUUUUGCACUGCAUAUGACGGUGACAGAUUUGAAGGAAAGUGAGAAACUGCUGAAAAAAUGCGAACAGGAAAUGGCAGACGGUACUUAUUACUUAUAAAAAUGCUUCCGCUCUUCCUUCGAUACCUGACAUGCACACUGUUGCACAACAAAAAGAGAGUCGAAUUUGUCGACAACGAGAACGAUACUAGCAAUCACGUAGUUGUACAUAGCGAAAUGAAAUACAACUAGCUCAUAGUACCACUUAAUAAAAUUUCUGUCGCUUCAAAUAAAUCCUCCCAGGUUCCACCGCCCAGACGGUAGCGUCUUCCCAGCAGCAAGCGGAGCAAAUUACCCUUUUGGAGAAGCAACUCGAGGAAACGACAGCGAACCUACAGAAAUCCGAACUUAUGCAUGGCAAAAGUGUCGACGUAGUCGUAUAAAUGCAUUACAAAUUUCCUCAGCAUGAGAAAUAAAAUUUGUAAUGCUGAUUUACCUUAGGGAAAAGAUUUGCAAUGCAUGACUGCAAUGCGAGUGCGUUACUUUUGCACUUGAUAACACUGAAAGCGCGACAACUUUUCGAGCAGGUUUCCGAACUGACGAAGCAGCAGGAGAGCAAGAAAAAGCACGUGGAUACGAUGCGGGAGAAGCUCGAGAAGAUGAAACUGAGAAAGCUAUCCUGUGCAAAAGUAUCGUACUCGUAUUGCAGUCAUGCAUUACAAAUCUUUUUCUUAAGGUCAAUCAGCAUUACAAAUUUUAUUUCUCAUGCUGAGGAAAUUUGUAAUGCUAAUGCAUUUAUACGAGUACGAUACUUUUGCAGUUCAUAAAAGCAGAAGGACGACAAUGAAAAGAAAGAAGAGGAGAAAAUCAUGACGAAUUUGAAGAAAACGACAAGUGAUUUAGAAGUAGCAGAGGACAACUUCGUGAGAACGAAAGCUUCUCUCACGGAUCUCGAUAUGGCGUUCUCAAACGUUACAUUCUCAACUGUUACAUGGAUUUAUCAUGCAAAAGUGCCUUCAGCCGGCAGAUGAUCGAGCUGCUUCGCAUGACAAAUGUCGGAAGGGCUAAACAGCAUUUAAAUCUGCGCCAAACUUGUAAUGCAAAAGACGCAAUCUUUCUCCUUUCGCUUUUGCCAGUCUUGCAUGACAAAUUCAUGUAACAGUUGAGAAUGUAACAGUUGAGAGCGCCAUAGUCGAGCAGGAGUCUUUGCAGAUCAACUCGGAAUGGGAUAUGGAAGAGUCAGGAUUGAAAUCGUCAAAGCUGAAAUAGUUUGUGAUGCGUAAAAUGCCUGACGCAAAGUGCCUACCUUGCAGAACAGGAAACUGAGAUCGAUUAUAAGCUGCCUGUUAGAGCUGCUAUGAUAGUAUGACAAAGGCAGUCUUCUGUCUCUAGUCAAACAGCAUUACAAAUUGGAUUUCCACGCUGCCAAAAUUUGGCAUGCGCCACUUGCAAACUGCGCCCCAGCUGGUAUCGCUUAUUUGCAUAUACAGACCAUUUCAACCCUGACGAUUUCGGUCCUGACACUCCCAUAUGGGAGGAAAUUUCCGGAAAGGUUGAUUUCUACAACUCCAAGAUUUAUCACAAGGAAAAAUCCCGUCUCACCAUAUCAGACGGGAGUUUCUGAUGCUGGAUUUGCGUAUACGAAUAGGGUUUGUCUUGCAGUAGAGGACUGCAGGCUCCUGCCAAGCCUGAGUAGAGAGGUUUUGGCCUAGGCGCUUAGCAAGAGAAACGUUUAUGCUGUAGGCCCAACAGCAUCACAAACCGCCUGCAUAAUGCGGCAGAGCCGGUAGAGUUGUCUUCUUGCAAGACAGACGUGAUUUGUGGUCUCAAAUCAGCAAGACAAAUUUUCGGAAACUUACCUUUUCGACAUGGGGAGGGGGGAUUUUUCCUCUCAAUAAGAUUGUCACGGAAUUCACCCGAGCGGAAGACGCGAAGCAGCGGGCUGGAACGACGAGCAGCAGUUUUUCGAAAGAAAAAGACAUCAAGAAGCAAGGAAAGAAAGCUGCGCCAGGUGAUGUUCUUCUCGACGAAAAUGCAGAACUGGAGGACUCUGAUGCUGAAGAUGCAGCUGCGGAAGAUGGAGAUCAGAAUGAUGUAGAUGUUGAAAUGGAAGACGCUGGUGAUCAGGAUGUCGUCGCGCAAGACGAGGAGGUGGACGACAACAAAGAACACGAAGAAGAUUCGUCCCGACGUCCUACCACCAGUCUGAACAUCAGCCAGCUGUUGCUAGAGCUCUCCCAAAUCAACCGCACCCUCGAUGAGUCCGAGUACAACCAGCGUGCCUUGGAAGAGACUAUCGACUACAAGCACGUGCGCGCACGGUUGCAGGAAGAAAUUCUGCAGGUCGAGCAGUCGGUAUCAGAGUGGUGCACAAGAGUUCGCCCCCCUCUCCGUAUUUGUCAUGCAAAAUCCCAAAUACACCUACUGCUCCUGCCUUGUGCCGAGGCCGAAGCUGUUUGCAUGAAAAAUUACUCCGGAUAGAGGAGACCAAACAGCACUUCUUUUACACGACUUUGCGCAUAAAGAGCUUGUCAUGCUCAGGCUCCACAAGAUAGAAGUGCAGAACUGUUUGUAUUGCUGCUAAUGCCAUCAACAUGAACAUACAAAUGACGGGGAGCGGGACGAGUAGUUCUUGUGCAUUCUCAUAGUUGGUGAGGCAGAUUCAAAAGGGAUUAGAAAUUGUUGAGAAGAACAAAAGGAUCAUGUUCGAGAAUUCCAUUGAACAGCUGAAAGAAGAGUUCGCGGACGUGUUCGCCGAACUGACACGGAGCAGCUCCACCUCAGGUGGUGCUGCAGCUGGUGGAGCAACGACUAGCAGCGCCGGCGCCAGGCUGAUCGUCGAGAGCAAGAAAACAAAUCCCGGCCAAGGCCCGAUGAACUCAACAUCCUCUAACUUUUUCAACAUUACCGGCUAUGAAUUGCAAAUAAAGCAUCGUACUAGUAUAAAUUGCGUUACAAAUUUUCUCAGCAUGCAAAAUUCAAUUUGUCUUGCUGUUUUACCUUGGAAAGGAAAUUUGUCAUGCAUGCCUGCAAUUAGUACGAGUGCGAUACUUUUGCACUGGAUACCGGGCUGAAGUGCGAAGCGACGUUCAAGCGGGCCAGUGUUGUGGCGAACAAGAUGAAAAAGUCGGACUUGUUGUCGGAAAAUAGUACUUCUGACGCUCUGAUCACGAUGCACAACAAGAAAAAUAACGACGUGGAUUAUAAAAAUGAUUCAACCUCCUAUGCCUAUCAAGACAUGCGACAGCUCUCCGGUGGGCAGAAGACGAUCUGCGCCCUUAUGCUGGCGUUCUCAACUGUUACAUUCUCAACCGUUACAUGAAUUUGUGAUGCAAGAAUGGCAAAAGUGAUAGGGGCGAUCUUGCGCGUCUUGCGUGACAGACUUGGCGCCGAUUAUCACCCUAUUUGGCCCUCUGAGAAUUUGUCAUGCGAAGCAGCUUGAUGGCGUCGCUUCUGAAGGCAAUUUUGCAUGACAAACCAUGUAACAGUUGAGAAUGUAACAGUUGAGAAUGUAACGUUUGAGAGCGCCAUAGCCCUGUCCUUGUUGCUAGCGCUCCUCCGGCUGAAACCCGCGCCGUUCUACCUGCUCGAUGAGGUUAUCCUGAAUAAAAACGUCCACACCUCCUCCCCAGAGCUGCAUGCGUAAAAUGUUUCUCAUGCGGAGACCCAGGAGAAGCAUUUUCUAGUAGUGUUUGAGAUUUGUGAUGCUCGAACCAGCAUGGUAAGCUAGAUCUAUGAUGCUUGCUGCACUACCUAAAGGCGACGACACUGCAAACCCAAACUUGUCAUGCGCAACAACCAAAGCUUUUUGAUUAUGAUUUGUCUAGCAGAUUCCCCAUGUUGACUAUGGGCUUGGGCGUUUUUGUACCGGAUAGAGUUCGACGCUGCUCUGGAUCCGGAAUACCGCGCAAGCCUGGCGAGUUACCUGGACGUGCACCUGAAGCAGGACCUGAAAGUUUCCAUGGUGAAUAACAAAUGCAAAAAUAUCUGGGUCUGGAAUGGUGUCUGCUGACCCAGGAUGUCUGUAAUGCAUGACCUAGCAUCACAGAUUUUUAUUUUAGAGGGCCUCCUGAUUCCUAUUCCGCAUGACAAAUGCCCGCCCCGCGUAGCACAAACUAGCCUCCUCCUGCUGAUCAUGCAAUACAGUUUUUUUCAGAGUCCAAAGUACAAAGUUAGCAUCACAACAAGCUCCAAGCUUCCAGACCCAGACAUUUUUAUAUUUGAUAGUGAACGAGGCGGAGCAGCAGGGUUUGAAAUUGAACGAGCAUUUUGAUGUAAACGACCUGAUCCUGAUGGACGUCGAGAAUGAUGAUUCUUCGGAGGAUUUUUUUCAUCGCGGAAAUAAUGAUAGAACCGGUGUUGAUGACGUCAACCGAACAGCGAAGAUGAACUCCAGCGGGGCACAGCUGCUGAUCACGUCCUUUCGACCAGAAUUGAUAAAGAACUCGGACAAAAUCUUCAUUAUCGAGAACCACAAUUAUCCGCUGGAAAAGCCCGUAUCGUGUUCGUGGUACUAGAAAUUGCUGUCAUGCAUGAGAGAUUCACCGCCAAAGCCUGUAGGCAAGGCUAAGGCAGCAUUGGAAAAAAUAUGGAAAAUGAAUUUGUGUUGCAAUUUUUACUACGGACGAUAAUUUUGCAAUGCAUACCAGCCGGGUAAGUACGAUUACGGAGGGGAGUAAGGAACAGGCGAUGCAAAUUGUCAACAUGAAUAACUCGCAGUAACAAGUACAAGUAGGGCUAGGGGCGAAUGUAAACGAAGAAGCAACAUGUUGUGUUCAACUGGCACUGGAACUGCAGCUGUUGCAAGUUUAGUACUAUUUGGAAUCUUAAACUUAAUGUUAAUCUUUAUCUUUGACUUUGUUCGAGAUUGUUCUGGAAUAAUAACAAGUGGUCGUAGUAAAUGUUUGACUCGACGACCAAGCGCGACGGCGGAAAUAUGUUUUCAAUCGAUCAUCAUACCCUUGAUUGACAACCUCGAAGCAUACAAGAGUUUCUGGCUGUAUGAUACAUCACAAAUGAAUAAGUACAAGGCUUCUGAAUUCUGAUGUGCUAGAUUGUCAACUUUUCAUCUAAUGUUGCUUAUUGUCCACCUGUUUUUAGCAAAAAAUGCAAAUGCAAAAUGAGAAUGACGAGUCAAAAUGAAAUACUUUUUCAUGAGUAAUCAAAGAUUGAAAUUAGACCACGCCAUGUUUUAGUGAAAAAUGCUUCUUUCUGUGGAAAUAGGAGUAGCACUAGCAGUCGGCUAUCGUUUCAUCAAUUUACAAGUUUUAGACACAUCAAAGUACCGCUAUGAAUGUUCUGCGAACUUUUUUUGUUUCCAUGAAAAUCAAUAACAAAUGAAUGAUUUGCACUUGAGUCAUCGUAGCUUUGGGAUGACUUUGCAGAUUGUUCGACUGGCCCCGAAAGCUAGCCACGUCUCUUCUCUGCAAUAAAUUACUAAAAGGACGGCCUGAGAUGAUGAUUGAAAAC
Messenger RNA from Amoebophrya sp. A120, 12829 nucleotides. The record is from the annotation of a GenBank genome assembly. Lineage: Eukaryota; Dinophyceae; Syndiniales; Amoebophryaceae.